This is a messenger RNA of Salvia miltiorrhiza (redroot sage), 477 nucleotides long. RefSeq lists its product as uncharacterized. The record is from RefSeq and is a predicted model, not a curated record. Bases 1 to 477 code for a protein of 158 amino acids. NCBI's taxonomy places the organism in Eukaryota, Viridiplantae, Streptophyta, Magnoliopsida, Lamiales, Lamiaceae. The transcript has a single exon.
AUGCAGUUUGAGAUGGGGGACAAAGUAUUUCUAAAAGUUUCGCUGACUAAAGGAUUAUCCAGGUUUGGAGUGAAAGGAAAGUUAAGACCGAGAUUCAGAGGACCGUACGAGAUUUUGGAGAAAAUAUGCUCAGUCGCCUACAGAUUAGCACUUCCACCAAAUUUUGGCAAUGUGCAUAACGUGUUCCACGUGUCGCAAUUGCGAAAGUACGUCUUCAACCCCAAACAUGUCGUCCACCAAGAAGAGAUAGAAGUUGAAGCAGAUAUGAACUAUGAAGAGAGACCUGAAAUGAUCUUGGAUAGAAAGAUCCAGAAACUGCGAAAUAAAUCCAUUUCUUUAGUCAAGGUCCAAUGGAGACACCAUGGGCGAGAGGAAGCGACGUGGGAACUAGCGAACAAGAUGAGAGAGAAGUACCCUGAGUUAUUUAGCGAGGUACGCAAAUUUCGGGACGAAAUUUAUUUUCAGGGGGAGAGCUAA